AGCCGAAGAAGAAGAAGAAUCCGAAAAGAGCACACACACACACACUAGUCUCAGACUGAGGAUUACAGGACUGCUGUGUGGGAUUAAAUUCUAUAUUAUAUUAAAUAUUAUGUCCCUGUGUAUUUGUGUGAAGCGGCUGUAGGACAAUGUCCCUCAUUAACAGCGAUAUACAUAUAGCAGUGAGCAAAUGGAAGGUGGGACUUCCGUUCUAAGAGUGCGGGUAGCGGAAGUGGAGUACGCAUGGCAUUGUGGGUACUGUAGUCUGAUGCGCUGUUGGUGCGGUGUCAUGGCGGCCGCGGUGAUGUUAGCGCUGGUGCUGGGAGCGGGAGGAGUGCUCCUUAUGGCCCGGAGAAUGCGCUCCCGGUCCCAGGUUGCUGUCCGCCUCUACGCAGGAUCCAUGCGCGGGAAGACGGUGAUCGUGACGGGAGCGAGCAGCGGCGUUGGUAAGGCCACAGCGGCCGCGCUCUUCCGCAUGCACGCGCGAGUCAUCAUGGCGUGUCGGGACCGCGCCAGGGCUGAGCGCGCCGCCGCAGAGAUCCGCGCAUGCGCAGAAGACGGGGAGGGGGAGCUGGUUAUCAAGCACGUGGACCUGACGUCACUGAGAUCCGUGCGCGCGUUCUGCCUGGAGAUCAUCCAGGAGGAGCUGAAGCUAGACGUGUUGAUUAAUAACGCAGGUGUGUUCCGCUGCCCGUACACGAAAACUGAGGACGGCUUUGAGAUGCAGUUUUGUGUGAACCAUCUGUCUCACUUCCUAUUGACACACCUGCUGACAGAGCUGAUGGUACGUUCCGCUCCAAGUCGCAUCCUCGUUGUUUCCUCCAAACUUUACAAAUAUGGCAGCAUCCGAUUUGACGAUGUCAACAGCGAGAAUGAGUACGACCCCGCCUUCUGCUAUAGUCAGAGUAAACUCGCUAACCUGCUGUUCGUACGUGAGUUAGCGAGGAGACUGGAGGGGCAGGGCGUGACCGUGAACUCCCUCUCCCCCGGAAUGGUCAGAACCAACCUGGGACGCCAUGUCCAUGUCCCCCUUCUGCUGAAACCCCUCUUCUUUCUGGUGUCAUGGCUGUUCUUUAAGAGUCCAGACGAGGGCGCUGAGACACCAGUGUUCCUCGCAAGUUCUCCCGAUGUGGCCAACGUGACUGGAAAGUUCUUCAGUAACUGUCAUGAGGAAGUUCUCCUGCCUAGCGCCCUGGACGAUGGCACAGCAAAGCGACUGUGGGACCUGAGUGAGACCAUGGUUGGGAUGAAGAGCUGAGCUGAAUCUCUCUGCUUGAAUAUGUUAAUUGAUGUUUUUGUGUUUCUAAAAAUCGUGAAUUAUUAGUAAAUCUGUUUAAAUAUUAGAAAUAAACUGGUUAAUAAACUUG
Messenger RNA from Silurus meridionalis, 1364 nucleotides. RefSeq names its product retinol dehydrogenase 14b (gene rdh14b). The record is from RefSeq and is a predicted model, not a curated record. Lineage: Eukaryota; Metazoa; Chordata; Actinopteri; Siluriformes; Siluridae. The transcript has 2 exons. Bases 188 to 1255 code for a protein of 355 amino acids.